Messenger RNA from Ruditapes philippinarum (Manila clam), 7446 nucleotides. RefSeq lists its product as uncharacterized. The record is from RefSeq and is a predicted model, not a curated record. Lineage: Eukaryota; Metazoa; Mollusca; Bivalvia; Venerida; Veneridae.
UUUGAUUGAUAGAACAGGAUUAAUAGUUGCAGACAACUCACAAGUUCACCCGGUUAGUAAAGAUAGCUCGGUUAAAAGAGAUUAUUAUGGUUCAACCACAGUCACUAAACAAAAGCAAACCAGUAAUAUGGGUACAAAUACACAGACAGAUACAGUGUCACCUGUGAAACAUGACAUGAUCAGUUACCAGUCUCCAGAUGGUACCAUCAGUAACAGGUUACCACCUGCCAAUGGUGGCAAAAAUGCCAUGUGGAACAUGACCUUGUCCCAACUCAAUUAUGCGAAUGAGUACACAUCUAGGGGUCUCCCUCAUCCAGAAGUGGUUUGGUCCAGACUUGAUGCUAAGCAACAAGAAUUAGCCAAUCAAGAAAGUGUUGUAAAUUUCUCAGCCAAUCGUAAGCUAGUUCAGCCAGCCAAUCAGAACAUGACUAUUAGCUCGGCUUAUUCAAUGGAAGACUCUCCAGAAAACCAUGUGACCAGCAGUCAAAAUCAUCUUGUCACAGAAACAGCAUAAUCAUUUUGUAAAUAAUUCUCAGAUAAUAAAUCUUCAUUGAGUAUAGUGUGUAAAGGGAUAUAUUGUAGUGUGAAAUCUUGUCUUUCUUUAACUUGACUGUAAUUAUUGACUGUAAUUAUUACUUGAUAGUUAAUUUAACUGUAAUUAUUACUUGAUAGAAUUGUCCUUACUCAAAUUUAGUUGUUUUCCUCCUUAAUUUUAUUAGAUAACUGGAUAUAUGAGAACUGUCCCAAUAAGUUAUGGACAACAAGGUUUUGAGCAUGCAUAAUGUUAAAAUACCACUGAUAUCUAAUAUGCCUUUUGUUGAGAGUAUUUGCAAACAAUCAACCUGAUAUUGUUAAAUUUGAUCACACAGAACUACAAGAUUACCUGGUAAUGUGAUGUGGUCCACACUGAAACGUCAUAUUAAUAUUAUAUGUGAUGUUAAGCCAAUAUUUGUCUUUUUCAAAUUGUCAAAAUAUUCACCCCUGUUAAAGGUACUUGUUCAAUAUUCAAUUAUUCAAUAUUGAGCAACCCUCUUUUCGUAGACAAGUACAAAAAUUGUCCUUCAAAGUAAUAUUCACAGUAGAUUUUCCACCAUCUAAAACUUCUGACGUGUUGCGAACUGUUCAACAGCUGUCUUAAAUAACGUUCUCAACUGUGUUCACUUACUGUUAAUGAUUGCUUGACUGCUGGCAUCCCAUUUUUGCUACUUCAUUGUAACUUGUUGCAUAAUUUUAUCACAUAUGCGUAUCAGUUGGUGCCAUUUCACAUUCAUAGCAGAAAUUGUGAACUGCCUGCUUGUUAGAAGCUUUGCCAAACAUUACCAUUAAUAUUGUGCUUUUAUGAACACAACAUAAUGUAUAUAUAUAGUAAAACAAUCACUGUAAACAUGUUGUGCAUGUUGAGUUAAAUUGCGCCAUAUGACAAAUGGUAAAUUCCAAUGUCAUAGCAAUUGGUGGAUUUUUUUUAACAUUCACAACCUUUUGUAAUGUUUUCAAGAUAAUGAGUUGGGUUUGUAAAAUGACAAGUUUUGGUGUGGGCUGCAUACACAUUCCUUGGAUGUGUAUUGAUGCUUUUAGUAUAUUAUAAUAUAUUGUAUAUGAUCUUGUAAUAUUUUUUAUUCGACAUAAACCGAUGGAUAAAUAUGUAUGCAAAAUUAAUCUAGGUUCAGGCAUUAUUUUUUUGUUACACAGCCAUGUCCAUUACUUUUUGAGACAGUUCUUGUACUAUAUGUUAAAUUAGAUUCAUAGUAAAACUGAUGUAACUUGUACAAUAAGUUAAUUUAUUAUGAGUGUAACAUUGAUAUGAUGACUAGAUUACUUCAAAGAGGUAUUUUAUUUGAAAUCAUGACAUUUUUAAAGUUGUUCAGUAAAUAUAGAUUUUAAUAUGAUCAAGUAAGAAAACAUUUUGAACCUUUGGUAGUAAAGGGUAUUUUUUGUAUUUGUGUUAAAUGUUAACAGGUGCAAUAAUGAUGUUGACUGUAAACCAGAUAAGGUAUCUUUGAAGUAAAAGUAAGGUCAUAUCUUCUUAUUAAAAUAAUUUGUUGAAAUAUUUUAUCUGCUCAAAGUAGAAAUCCAUAAAAACAGUGAUUUUAUAUCUGCAUGUUUUUAUUUUAAGUGUGAAAUACUUCAACCAAUCUGUGAGCUAUUUCCAGUUGUUGAUAUUCCUCUAUUAUAUGAGCCGUGUCAUGACAAAACCAACAUAAUGCGUUUGCGACCAGCAUGGAUCCAGACCAGCCUGUGCAUCCGCGCAGUCUGAUCAGGAUCCAUGCUGUUCGCUUACCAACCCUAUUACAAGAAGAGAAACUGAUAGCGAACAGCAUGGAUCCUGAUCAGACUGCGCAGAUGCGCAGGCUGGUCUGGAUCCAUGCUGGUCGCAAACACACUAUGUUGGUGUUGUCAUGACACGGCUCAAUUAUGUUUAUUGUUAUUUUAUAUUGUUCAAUUAAGACGGGACCAUGAUCAAUGCAAAAAGUGUUGAAACCUUAGUCAGUAUUUUUUAUCAUGUACAAAAGUUAUUUUAUGAAAAGUUUGGCUUUAAAUAAAUUCACAUAUACACACUGCUUUAUCUCGAAAAUGAUGCGUAAAAAAUCAUGUCAUGUAAUUUAAUGUAACAAUACUAUACUUCAUAAUAUUAUCAUAUGGGCAUUUUACCAUUCUUAAUCAAAUUGAAAAAUAAAAAGCUGUCAUAAAAUUAGCGGUAAAGUUUUUGUAGUUGAUUUUUGAAAUGGAAAUAAUACAAGUUUUAGCAAACUACAAAAUUGUGAAAAUGUGAGAUAUAAUUUAGGAAAAAUUGUUUUACAUAAAGACUGUUUAUAAGCACUCUAUAUUAGAAGGAACAAAAAUUUGGUAAAUGAUUUUAUGUAAUUGUUAAAAAAGAGUAUAUGGUUGAAAUACAAAUUGUUGUAAAAAGUACAAGGUAAUUGAUGUUGUGAAAUAUCAAGUUUGACAUAUGAAUUUAUAUGUUUACAUCUGUAAAUUUUUGACGGAUAAAGAAUUUUUGUAAAUUCUAUCGCAAAGAGUUUAUCAGUGUGUAAACUUAUAGCCCUUAAUUCUUUAUACAUACAUACAUAAAUUUAUAGACAUACUUUCUGAAAUUUAUGGAAAAAAUGGCAUAAUUCAGAGAUUUUAUUCUCCAUAUGUCACCUCAGUGCAGUAAUGGAUUAACUCCAAUUAAAUUUCAAUAGGAGUUAAGCCGUUAAUGCUCCAUAAGGUGACGAUAUACUAAUCAUAAAGUAAUAUGUUGAGAAACGUUAAUUGGUAGUAUAAUAAAUGAUGAUGAUGUUGUAUGGAAACAUGUAUAUAAGAUGUUUGGUAUAUUAGAGUAUAAUAUGAUAUUGUUAUUGGGCUUCUUGUGAUAUUACCCCUGUUGUUGUCAUUGUUUGCUGUACAGAAAACAGCUGUAUCUUUCUCACAUCUCAUAAAUGUCUUCUUUUUAUUAUUAUUAUUAUCAAUUUAUAGAUAUAAUGUACAUGAACAUCCUCGCAGAAAUGUUGGUAUAAUUGAAUUAUUGUUUACCUUAUAAAUAUAAAUAACAGAAAUGUUGGUAAAUUGGUGUCAUCGUUUAUUUCCAAUAUAUAUGUAAUAAUGUAUAUGCUUGUUAUAGCAUUAAUUCAGUUGUUUAUUUACAUGUAUAUAUGUUGACUGUUUCAUUAGAAAGGUAUUUCAAUCAUUUGGAACAAGUAUGUUGAUGUACUAGAGAUGGUCCUGUACUUUUAUAGAAAAAUAAUUUAUAAGAAAUGAAGGUAUCAAAUGAAAAGAGCAAAUAACCAGUCUAUAAUACUCUAUAUAGUAUAUUUAGUAACAAGAAGCAAUAUUGUCACUGUAUUGGUUUUAAAUUUUUACAACAGCAUUGACAGAAGGGUUAAAGAUGCAAGUUAUUUAAAAAAAUGUAAGGUGGUGGGUCUUAGCUUGAUUUGUUAAUUAGAUAAAAACAAAUGUAAAAAUGUUAUUACUAUAAACAAAUACCUACCAGUAAUGUAUGUACAUGUAGUAAAUGAAAGACCAAUGUGUUAUUAUGACUGUUGAACAGUACUAACAGAGAAAAGCUAAGUGAUAAAAAGAUCUUUAAUUAACAUAUUGACUUGUAAGAUAUAAAUAUUUGUGGUAUUUUGAUGAAGUUUCGGAAAAUUUUAUUUUGUUCUUGUCCUCGUUUAUGAUAUUUUUUAGCUCACCUGUCACUUUGUGACAGGGUGAGCUUUUGUGAUCGCUUUUCGUCCGGCGUCCGUCCGUCCGUCCGUCGUCCGUCAUCCGUAAACUUUUACUUUAAACGACAUCUCCUCAUAAACCGCUGAGCCAAUUUCAUCCAAACUUCACAGGAAUGUUCCUUUGGUGGUCACCUUUGAAAAUUGUUCAAAGAAUUUAAUUCCAUGCAGAACUCUGGUUGCCAUGGCAACCAAAAGAAAAAUCUUUAAAUAUCUUCUUUUAAACAAUCCUAAGAGCUAGAGCUAAGAUAUUUGGCAUGAGACAUCUUCUAGUGAGUGUCUACCAAGUUUGUUCAAAUAAAAGCCCUGGGGUCAAAAUUGGCCCCGCCCCGGGGGGUCAUUGAUUUACCCUAUAUGCAUAUAGUAAAAACUUAAAAAAUCUUCUUUUAAAGAACCGUAAGAGCUAGAGCUUAGAUAUUUGGCAUGAAACAUCUUCUGGUGAAUGUCUACCAAGUUUGUUCAAAUAAAAGCCCUGGGGUCAAAAUUGGCCCCGCCCCAGGGGGUCAUUGAUUUUCCCUAUAUGCAUAUAGUAAAACUUAAAAAAUCUUCUUUUAAAGAACCCAAAGAGCUAGAGCUAAGAUAUUAAGCAUGAAACAUCUUCUAGUGAGUGUCUACCAAGUUUGUUCAAAUUAAAGCCCUGGGGUCAAAAUUGACCCGCCCCGGGGGUCAUUGAUUUUCCCUAUAUGCAUAUAGUAAAAACUUAAAAAUCUUCUUUUAAAGAACCAUAAGAGCUAGAGCUUAGAUAUUUGGCAUGAAAUGUCUUCUAGUGAAUGUCUACCAAGUAUGUUCAAAUAAAAGCCCUGGGGUCAAAAUUGAUCCCGCCCCAGGGGGUCAUAGAUUUUCCCUAUAUGCAUAUAGUAAAAACUUUAAAAAUCUUCUUUUAAAGAACCCAAAGAGCUAGAGCUAAGAUAUUUAGCAUGAAACAUCUUCUAAUGAGUGUCUACCAAAUUUUUUCAAAUAAAAGCCCUGGGGUCAAAAUUGGCCCCGCCCCGGGGGGUCAUUGAUUUUUCCUAUAUGCAUAUAGUAAAAACUUAAAAAAUCUUCUUUUAAAGAACUCAAAGAGCUAGAGCUAAGAUAUUUAGCAUGAAACAUGUUCUAAUGGGUGUCUACCAAGUAUGUUCAAAUAAAAGCCCUGGGGUCAAAACUGGCCCCGCCCGGGGGGUCAAUUAUUUUUCCUUAUAUGUGUAUAGCAAAAACUUAAAAAUCUUCUUUGAAAAAACCCAAAUAGCUAGAGUUUAGAUAUUAAGCAUGAAACAUCUUUAAGUAAAUAUCUACAAAGUUUGUUCAAAUAAAAGCCUGGGGGUCAAAACUGGCCCUGCCCCAGGGCUGUCAUUGUUUUUAACUAUAUGUGUAUAGUAAAAACUUUAAAAAUGUUUUUUUUAAAAACCCAAUGAGCUAGAACUUAGAUGUUUAGCAUGAAACAUCUUCUUAGAGGUGUCUACCAAGUCUGUUCAAAUAAACAAAUAAAAGCCCAUGGGUAAAAAUUGGCCCGGGGGUGGGGGGCCUAUAUACAGGUGAGCGACCUCAGGGCCAUCAUGGCCCUCUUGUUUUUGUUUUGUUUUUAAAUCAUAAAUGUUUUAAAUAUUUUGAUGAUACAAUUAGUAAAUACUAUCAGGUAUUUAUAUACAUGUAAAUACUGACCAUGUUGUUUAUCAUCAAUCAUCUUAUAAUGUUGCAUUAUUCAUGUGCCAUGAUAUUUGUGAUGAAACAUUCCGUAGUUUUUGGUGUGAAUGCUACUUUGUAACUUUUUGACACAUUUUUACAUUGUUUCAGAAAAUGUGUGGCAUUAUAUUAUUACAAAUUUAACAGGGCAUGUUGUUAAUGUAUUACAAAAAAUGAUUAUCAAUUAUUAUCCCAAUUUUUCCUUACUGUAACAAACACUUUGGUAUUAACACAAUCUUCCGUUUUUGUUUAUAUAGUUGUAGGAUACAACUAAACUAAAAAUAUACUUAGGGUAUCCCAUGUUAUUGUAUGUGAUAGUGUAAAUGUUUAUCACAAAGGUUAAAAUUCGACAAACCGUUGUACUAGAACAAAAAGACAAGAUAAUUACAAAUAUGCUUGCUUCAUUAAAUAAUGUGAUAAAGCUUUUUUUGGGCUGCUGUCGGUGAUUCUAUUCUUAGAUAAAAAGAAUCAUUUAUGAAAUAUAAUUGAUAUUUAGAAGAAAAAGUAAAAUAAAACAAUUAUCUUUGAGACAGUGUUUCAUCUAAAGUUUUUCUUUACUUUUUCAUUCUUUUGGAAAGAAAAACAUUUGAUUCAGUUAAAAAAAACCUACUGUUACACUACCAUGUUUAAAUACAUUGUAGACAUAAAUAAUUGCUUAUAUUUAAAUUUACAAUUUUAUUAAAAAGAAGUGUUACUAUAAAAAUCAUUCUGAGAUGAUGAAUACCUCUUUGUUAAAACAGGGUGUGUUUAUGAUCAUGAAUUGUUGUAAGAACUACUUGUAUUAUCAUUUAUGUUGUAUUAAUAUGGUAUAUCAGAGGUACAUGCUUACAUGUUUUUUCUGGAGUGAUCAUUUCUUUGUUAACGAUUUUUUAUUUGAUUCCACAUUAUAAGUUAAGCAUUAGGAAGGUUAUUUGAAAAUUGAAGAGUAAACAGUGUACAUGUAUGUAUAAAUGUAGGGUUUUGCUCGACACUACUUUUUAUCAGUCAAGUUACAUCAAUUGAUAAGAUGGCUUUUGUUGAGUAGAUUUUUAUUAAGACGCUUAAAAUGUUAUUCAUGUUACGUUCAUAGUGUUGAAAGAAAUUGUAAAUGAAAAUUUGCCUAGAAAAAAAAAUCUUUUCGUCAAAAUAACAGCAUUGAGAAAGAUCUUUUAACGUACAAAACUGUAUGAACUUGUAUCAAUAAAUCCAUUCUAAUGUAUUUGAAGUGCUAAUGAAAUUGAAAAUAAGUUUUCUAUAUAACUGUGUAUAGAUAAGUGUUUAAUGUACCGAUAAACAGUUUAUAUGGCAUUUUAUAGGACUAUUCAAAAUCAUUUUGUAAAAGAAAUCAGUACCUAAGUAACUAGUCAGUUUGUAAUUAUUUUUUAUUCACCAUUUGAAUAUUAUAUUCAGUUUUGUCUACAUUUUGAAUUUGUAUUAUGGUUUUACAUUAUUUUCAUUUAUUUAUUUGCAGUCAUUCUAUUUUAUCAUUGCACUCAUUUGUAUCGUAUCAUCAGUUAGGAAAUAAAUAACAUGGGGAAGUAACCCAACAUAUUAUUCUGAUUUUCAUUAAACAUUUAUGAUCUCCCCUUGCAGCAAUUUGUUUGUC